Molecule: messenger RNA, 4276 nt
Organism: Marmota monax (woodchuck)
Lineage: Eukaryota; Metazoa; Chordata; Mammalia; Rodentia; Sciuridae
Gene: Ntng2
Product: netrin G2
Exons: 13
Coding region: 1469-3487 (672 amino acids)
Source: RefSeq, a predicted model, not a curated record
GGCCCGCCGGGACGCCCCUGCUCGCCGCGCCCCUCCCUGGGCCGUGGCGCGUCCCCCGAGUCUCGCAGUAUUUUCUUCCUGCACCUUUAAGAAGACCGUUGCUCCGUGGUGGGAUGGUGUGUUAAAGCCACACAGAGGAAGUUACGCAGCCCGGAUCAGACCGAGAGAUAAAAGCCCCGAUGGUGAUCGUGAGUGAUGGCAAGAGGAUUUAGCCUCGGCAUUAACUUAGAGCCGAGUGCAGGGGGGCAGUGAAGCGCCCCGCCAUCUGGCCCGCGCCGCGCCGGGGGGAUGCCCCGGCGCCCCCAGGAGCAGCCGCGAAGCCCACCCGGGCCGGGGGCUGCCCGGCGCGCGAGCGCGGGUCCUCCCGGAGCCGCCCAGGGGACCCAAAAAGUUUGCACUUGUUAGCGGCGACCUCCCGCUCCGCCCGGGCGGGCGAUGCGGGCGGCGCGGGCGGCCCCCUCCCCCGGCCCGCGUCUCCGGGACGGCUGCGGGCGGCCCCCCCGGCGGCCGGAGGGCUCCCCAGCCCCGAUCUGACGGCGGCGGCGCGGCGGCCACGGCGGCGGCGGAGCGGCGCGGGGAAGGAGCACCGGCGCGCAGCCCUCCGGCCCUCGCCCCCACCCAGCGCCAUCCAGAGGGGAGGCGCAGCGCCAGAGGGUGGCGGUCCUCGGCCUCCCGGGUCUCCGCUCCGGGAAGCCGCUCCGAGCCGGGCGCCGCUCCCCCACCCCAAUUUAAUCACCACCGUCCAGAGCUACCCCAUCCCGUGCCCUCCCAUCUCUGCAAACUGGAGGACGUGUGAGUUGCACGGAGAACUCUUGACCAGCCAAGGACGGAAACUUCUUUCCGUGCGGUAGAGGGUCGGGGCUGGGGGGCGGACGGAGGUAAGGACCGGCUUGAGCGCUGUGCGGAGUCGAACUCGAACCGGGGGAAGCAGAGGCAGCGAGAAGGCGGGAAGAGGACCGCGAGCUCCGAGUCCGCCCGCUCCGGAGCUGGAGGUUUGUUACGCAGUUGUGUUGAGCACAUCCCACGUUAAGGGCCUUUUAAAGACCUGGAUUGAUUGGAAGGACAAAAAUUAAAAGCAAUCUGAUCCAGCCCCAUGCCGGAUCCCUGCGGAUUGUCUCCUUAUCCCAUUUCCAUCCACUGUCACAAUUUGAGAGUCGGCUUGAUUUGAUCAGAUCCACCUCCGGGGGAGGUGGAAUGCCAAGGUUACAAGGACGCAAAGUUACGGGCAACUUUUUGAUCUGCCCAUCAGCAGUUUGAGAAACGCUGGCUCUGAAUUUUCUGUAUCGGUCUUUCGGAAAAAACAAGCUCCUCACUGUUUGCAAACCUGCAGUGCUUGAGGCUCUGGGACAUCCCAGCUGCCAUCGCCUGGUAGAUGUGGCAUUUCCAUGCUGAGGCUGCGAGUCCCAGCUGACCCCACCGCUGCCUCUCCAGGGCCUCUCUGGGCCGUGCCCCUGCGGACUGAGCAGCCAUGCUGCACCUGCUGGCUCUCUUCCUGCACUGCCUCCCUCUGGCCUCUGGGGACUACGACAUCUGCAAAUCCUGGGUGACCACGGAUGAGGGCCCCACCUGGGAGUUCUACGCCUGCCAGCCCAAGGCAAUGCGUCUGAAGGACUACGUCAGGGUGAAGGUGGAGCCCUCGGGCAUCACGUGUGGAGACCCCCCUGAGAGGUUCUGCUCCCAUGAGAACCCCUACCUGUGCAGCAACGAGUGUGACGCCUCCAACCCCGACCUGGCGCACCCGCCGCGGCUCAUGUUCGACCGGGAGGAGGAGGGGCUGGCCACCUACUGGCAGAGCAUCACGUGGAGCCGCUACCCCAGCCCGCUGGAGGCCAACAUCACCCUGUCGUGGAACAAGAGCGUGGAGCUGACCGACGACGUGGUGAUGACCUUCGAGUACGGCCGGCCCACGGUCAUGGUCCUGGAGAAGUCCCUGGACAACGGGCGCACGUGGCAGCCCUACCAGUUCUACGCCGAGGACUGCAUGGAGGCCUUCGGCAUGUCCGCCCGCCGCGCCCGCGACAUGUCGUCCUCCAGCGCCCACCGCGUGCUGUGCACCGAGGAGUACUCGCGCUGGGCGGGCUCCAAGAAGGAGAAGCACGUGCGCUUCGAGGUGCGGGACCGCUUCGCCAUCUUCGCCGGCCCCGACCUGCGCAACAUGGACAACCUGUACACGCGGCUCGAGAGCGCCAAGGGCCUCAAGGAGUUCUUCACCCUCACCGACCUGCGCAUGCGCCUGCUGCGCCCCGCGCUGGGCGGCACCUACGUGCAGCGCGAGAACCUCUACAAGUACUUCUACGCCAUCUCCAACAUCGAGGUCGUGGGCAGGUGCAAGUGCAACCUGCACGCCAACCUGUGCUCGGUGCGCGAGGGCAGCCUGCAGUGCGAGUGUGAGCACAACACCACGGGCCCCGACUGCGGCAGGUGCAAGAAGAACUUCCGCACGCGGGCCUGGCGCGCCGGCUCCUACCUGCCGCUGCCCCACGGCUCUCCCAACGCCUGUGCCGCUGCGGGCUCCGCCUUUGGCAGCGCCGGCAGGUCCCGGAAAGACCCUGCCCCCCAGCCCCCCGUGGCCACCGUGGCCAUAAGCGGGGAGCCCAUCGCUUCCACCCCCUCCACAUCUACUGCCCAGGCCCCCAGAGCCCCCAGUACCCCACUGCCCACAGAGUGGACCAGGCCAUCUACAGCUGCCCCUCUUGGGGAGAGCUCCCCCCAGCCCCAGGUUUCCUCCAGUGCAGAAGGAAUCCUCUCACUGGCCGCCCGGUUCACAGGACCCUCAUCACAGGCAUUGACGGAGCCCAGAGAGGGGACAGCUGCGGGCACUUCCGCUGCUGUCCCCACCCCUGCUAAGAGCUCCAAACUAUUCCAGCUCAAGCCCAAAUCUCCUCAAGUGAUGCCUAUUGAAGAAUUCCAAGACUGUGAGUGCUACGGCCAUUCCAACCGCUGCAGCUACAUCGACUUCCUGAACGUGGUGACCUGUGUCAGCUGCAAGCACAACACCAGGGGCCAGCACUGCCAGCACUGCCGCCUGGGCUACUACCGCAACGGCUCGGCUGAGCUGGACGACGAGAACGUCUGCAUCGAAUGUAACUGCAACCAGAUCGGCUCCGUGCACGACCGGUGCAACGAGACGGGCUUCUGCGAGUGCCGCGAGGGCGCGGUGGGGCCCAAGUGCGACGACUGCCUCCCCACGCACUACUGGCGCCAGGGCUGCUACCAAGCUCCAACAUGGGGGGUGGACCAGCCACCAGCCGCGUCAACUGCCCCCUCCGCCCCGCAGCCAACGUGUGCGACGACGACCAGCUGCUCUGCCAGAACGGCGGCACCUGCCUGCAGAACCAGCGCUGCGCCUGCCCGCGCGGCUACACUGGUGUGCGCUGCGAGCAGCCGCGCUGCGACCUCGCCGACGACGACGGCGGCCUGGACUGCGACCGCGCGCCCGGGGCCGCCCCGCGUCCCGCCACCCUGCUCGGCUGCCUGCUGCUGCUAGGGCUGGCCGCCCGCCUGGGCUGCUGAGCUCUGCCCGGGGACCCGCGGCCGGGGAGGGUGGACCGCGCGCUCUGCGCCAUGCGCCCCGCGCUUCGCGUCCGGGGAUCCUAGGCGUCCAAGGCCGGGCGGCGACAAGGGUGCGGCCGAGCUGCUCCCAGGUGCUACUCAGCAGAGUCCUCCCGCCCUCCCGCUCCCGCCUCGCGGCACCGCGCCGCCCGGCACUGCCCUCCCUUCGCAGCUGGGGCGCUGUGGGGUCCUGCCCCUGCAGCCUGCGAUUUGGGUUUUAGUUUUUCUUUUAUAUUACCUGCCGCCUCUUUAUUUUAUUUUUCUUAAUUUCUCUUUCUUUUCACUUUUCUUUUCCUUUGCUGUCCGUGAGACAGGGGGCCGGGAGAAACGCUGCUCGCCCCAACACCCCCAGAUCCCGCCCCGACCUCACAUACACGCAGGACUGUUGCACACACCCCUGCGCUCGCCCUGGCUUACACCAGCCAGCGGCCCCGGAACUCCAGUUGCCUACCACUCUAGUGGCUGACUCGAUUCUCUUUUAUAUUCUUUAUUUUCCUUUGCAACCCACCAGACCCCGAGCCCCACAGCGGCCUGGUGACCAAGGAACUCACCAUCUGGGGUUGGGGGUAGAAAGAAGGGUUGGGAGGGGUGGAAACUUGGUUUUGUAGAGAACUAUUUUUGUUUGUAUUAACUGUCCCCUGUAAGGAGGGACUGGGUGGAAGCUGGUCACCGUGGGUGGCUGAUGGUGUAUAACCGAACAGAGUAAAGAGUGCUCACUGCUGCC